GCCAUCGCUCCGGCAACACGUCGCGACCGUACCUCGACACCGAUCACACGUGCGUGGCGCAACCCUAUUUUGUUGUUCCAAUUUUAAAAGUGCUGUGCCAACUUGUGUGUAGGAUUUUACUUUUCGAUUCCCGAUUAAUCCAAACUGAACCGGUUCGAAGCAGUGUAGUGUUGUGAAAAAAGAUUAUGUGUGGUGACCGUUUGGCCACCAGCGGGGACCAAAGGUGACAAUUGUGACUAGAUGUCAGUUUUUAGUGGACAAUGAUCGUUUGGCGAGCGAAGAGUACUAGUCGGCGGAAAUUCGGUGACUGGUCCAAAAUGGCAUCGGAUAUCGCGUCACAUUUACCAAGGACAACGUUCAUUUGGAUAAUAUUAGCUUUAAUAAGCCCUCUUGCAAGGGCGGGCGAGCUAUGGCCUAUGGACCGGCCAGAUGGGAUGCCGGUAAUACAGUCGUUAGAAGUCAUGUGUGGCAAGGACCACAUGGACGUACACCUCACGUUCUCACAUCCGUUUGAAGGGAUUGUUUCGUCGAAAGGUCAGCAUGGCGACCCAAGGUGCGUGUACGUGCCGCCAUCUACCGGACAAACAUACUUUUCCUUUCGGAUCGCAUAUGCCAAAUGUGGUACAAAACCUGAUCUCCAUGGUCAGUUUUACGAGAACACUGUAGUUGUCCAAUACGAUAAGGACCUCCUUGAAGUGUGGGACGAAGCGAAGAGGCUCAGGUGCGAAUGGUUCAACGACUAUGAGAAAACAGCUUCAAAACCGCCCAUGGUCAUAGCAGAUUUGGACGUGGUUCAGCUAGAUUUUAGAGGUGACAACGUGGACUGUUGGAUGGAGAUCCAAGCGGGCAAGGGGCCCUGGGCUCCCCCUGUUUCGGGGAUCGUUCCCCUGGGAUCCACCUUGACGCUGGUCGUCGCUAUAAAUGAUUAUCGAGGUGAAUUCGACAUGCGCGUGAAAUCGUGCGCAGCUUCGGACGGCUCAGGGCACAUCAUCCAGCUAUCAGACGAGUACGGAUGCGUGUUGCGACCGAAAAUGAUAUCAAGAUUUCUCAAAGCCAAGGCAGCGGAUGAACGAGCAACGGUCAUAACAUACGCUUUCUUCCACGCGUUCAAGUUUCCUGAUGCCCUCAGCGUCCAUAUCAGGUGUAAGGUGGAGAUCUGCCGUCAUGGGUGUUUAGACCACUGUCAACUGGCGGGCGUGGCACAGCAAAGACACGGAGCUUUGGAUAGAAAGGACGAUAGGACGCAUCAAGACCAUAAUGAGAUCAAUCUAUCCACUUACAGUGACUCUUCAGCUGAGGGCUCAGAAACUAAUAUAGUUGAAGAGCAUCAACGUCUCCCGCUAGAAGAAGCUUUCGGAGACGAAGUAUCAGGCGACGCAGUUCCAGCCCCAGCACCUUUGGCAACUGCUCAAAGACCUCCCGCGCCUGUUAUCGAGCCUGAUAGUGAUCAUAUGUCGGCUGUAAAUGAAUUAGUCGAAGCUUUGGCUAGGCCGUUUACUGACCGUCCAUCUGACCUCAGCGACCGUGAACGCUUCCCACAAGGUCCUCGGAAUCUUGGUUCAGACGUCAAAAUAGAACCAUUAGGUGAUCGAGUCGUUUCUGCUAAGGCUCCUGGUCCAGCGGUUGCUGGACCCAGGUCUUUGAGGAAGCGUCGAACAGUGCGUGACGCGAGGUCUGCGGAUGUUGGCGUAUCGGGCAUUUAUGAAGUGGUGUCUGAAGCCGAUCUGGCUUUCGGACCAUCGAGGGAGCCAGUGACUGUAUUCAGUGGAAGGAUUCGGGAAGAGGUUGUUUACGGCAUCUGCAUGGGCGCUGUUAGUUUCGGCGCGCUAUUCGCAUCAGCCGCCGGUGCCGCCGCCGGCGCCGCCCUGGCCGCCGCGGUGAUGCUGCAGAAGCUGCGCUCGCGCAUGGCCGCGCCGCCUCCCCCGCCGUCGCCAGCAAACGCCUCGCACUCCUUGGCAGCGUGGAUGGCGCUACGGCUGCUCGGCUCUCCACCACCUCAUUCGCGUGAGGGCUGAUUUUAGAUUAAAGACUGUAUUUUUUUUCUCUUAGAUUUUGUGACGACUCCCACAGCAGAGAGAAAAUACCAGAAGUUUAUCUUAAGAGAUUUUUAGUUGUAUUUAUAAGUGUAACUUUAUGGCAAAUUAGAAAGGCAUUUUUUAGGAAUAUUCCCAAUUUAGCUCAAAUGCGCAGUUUUUUAUCUAUCGUUGUUUAACUACCUAUUAUUAGGAUUACUGAUUACUUUUAACUGUUAAAAAUGCCUACGAAGCAAGGGUAAAAAAAAUAUGAUGAUAAAUUUAUUACUCGUACGAGUACCUAUUGCUAUCAAAACUAUGUACAUCAGAAUUCUUAUUGUUGAUUUUCAAUAGAACUUCCUGGUUAUUUUUUAUUUCUGCUAUGAAUAAUUUUAUACAUGGGAGUUAGUCCAUAUUUCGUGUAUAGUGGAAUAUAACUUAAUUUUCGUAGGAAUUCCGAAUUCCAUUGAAUAGAGCGUUGAGAUACCUGAUAAAAUCCGGGAUUCAUGUUCCCCUUAUUGAAAUGUUAGCACGGUCAGUCAUAUUUAUAUUUCAUAUGCGCACAAAAUAUAGUAUAUAUAUUGAAUAGAUAUAUAGUUAAGAGUGAAAUAAGACAAAGCAGUUAAGAUUAUGUGUACUUAGAGUUAUUUUGAAGAAACCAAAGUAUACUUUCGUAAAAAAAAAUUAAAAUUAUCGGCAAUUUAUUAAGUAUUUAGGAUAGGAUAUUAUAAUUUAUAUUAGUUUUUACAUUUUCUCUUCACUUAUUAUUUUUUAACUUUUGAAUUAUAUUUUAAUGAUUAUUAUUUAUUUUAGGUAACCUAUGGCUAAUCGAUUUGCAGGAACAUCCAUGGUAACGAACUAUUUUAACUGUUUUGUCUUUUGCGCUCAAUAUACAUACGACUAGUAUUUAAAAUACAUAAACACACGAUUUUUGAAGAUGCAGAACUGUUGGUGCUAAUUUGUGCUACGGACAUAGUCCGACGUUUAUUCACAUAUGUGAAUAACAUAAUAUACAGUUAAGUUGUACAGAUUUUAACUAAAUCAUCGUGUUCUUAUAUAGCGUUAAGAAUAAGUCGAGUCAUGCCAUUAGGUUAAGUUUAGUUAAUUCGAUAUUUACAUUGCCUGACUUGCUCAAUAGAUAUUUAUCAUACUUCAGUGCAUAAUCACGAAGUUUAUUUAUAACAAAAUAUAAAAUGUAUCUAAUGCGUGACCAUUUUUUUUAAACUGGUCGCAUAAUUUUUAUUAACAGGAUUUUAUAAUUGGCAAAUAAAAACUAUUUAUCCAUAGCUCUUUUAAUAUGAUUCAGUAAUUUGUUGAUUUAAACAGAUUAAUUUACAUAAUUAUGAUUAUUAUCCGAAUCCGCUGAUGAUCCGCAAUUGUAUAAGUAGUAGUAUUUCUUAAUCAAAAUUUUAUAAUCAUUAUAAUAUUUAUACUUUUUCACGUUUUGGUAAAAAAAAAGAUUUUAGAAAUUAAGAAAGUAUUUUAUGAAAUGAUAUUUAAUUUUCGAACUUUACAAAAUACGGCAUUAAAUAUUUUUAUACAAACGCUUUCCCUUAAUUAUUAAGUUAGAUGUGUAAUGUGUAUUUUACUAAAUAAUAAUAUGUUUUUUACAAUU
Amyelois transitella is the source of this 3627-nucleotide messenger RNA. It is a transcript of the gene m, whose product is annotated as cuticlin-1. The coding region runs from base 261 to 2015 and encodes 584 amino acids. The record is from RefSeq and is a predicted model, not a curated record. The transcript is spliced from 12 exons. Lineage: Eukaryota; Metazoa; Arthropoda; Insecta; Lepidoptera; Pyralidae.